Molecule: messenger RNA, 1821 nt
Organism: Oryza brachyantha (malo sina)
Lineage: Eukaryota; Viridiplantae; Streptophyta; Magnoliopsida; Poales; Poaceae
Exons: 2
Coding region: 1-1821 (606 amino acids)
Source: RefSeq, a predicted model, not a curated record
AUGGAGAGUCUGAAGCAACUAUUCUAUGACUGGGAAAUCCAGUUACUUGUGAUCUUAAGCUUCACACUACAAUUGUUCCUCUUCUUCGCGGGUAGCCUUCGGCGGUGUAUAACUAGUGGUAUCCUAAGGUUCCUGAUUUGGAUAGCUUAUUUGGGUGCAGACUUGAUUGCAAUUUAUGCCCUCGGCUAUCUUUCACGAUACGAUGACAUACUCAAUGAAAGGCACAUAAGUAGGAAAAACAAAUCAAUGGCUUUGUAUUGGGCACCAUUUCUCCUAAUCCAUCUUGGUGGGCAGGACACCAUCACUGGUUUUGCUAUGGAGGACAACAGCCUGUGGUUGAGGCAUUUGUUGAACCUGGUGACCCAAGUUGUGCUAGCACUAUAUGUUUUCUGGAAGUCCAUUGGAAGGCAGGAUGUGUAUCUUCUAGUUUCUGGUAUCUUUGCAUUCGUUGCUGGGAUUAUAAACUAUUCUGGCACUGUUUGUGUUGCUAUUCGUUCAAUGUCAUAUGUCCAUGGUGUAUUUUUGGCACGCACCUUGUUUGACAACAGCCCUUUGAUCGAAGAUAUGCUAGGAGAUCUAGAAAAAACACUCAAGGUGGUGAGGCUUGAGCUAGGCAUGAUAUAUGAUGAUUUGUACACCAAGUCUCUUGUGCUUAGAACAAGGAGUGGCAUCAUACUUAGAUGUAUCUCUCAGAUAUCUGCUAUUAUUGCUUUUGUGCUAUUCCUUACUUACAAUAAACAUGGUUAUGGUAAAGCUGACAUUGCAAUCACCUAUUCACUGUUUACCGGAGGCUUCUUCCUGGACAUCUUUGCCAUUUUAUUCUCCAUGAUGUCACCAUGGACAUGGGCAUGGUUAAAGGCUCAAAAAUGCGACAAACUCUCCAUAUUUUCAUGGUUUAUUCUUUCUAGUGAUGCCGGAUGGCCGGAGAAGCAGCAAAGAUGGCCAAAAUCAAUGGGGCAGUACAACUUUCGAUGCUUAUUAUCAACUGGGUACCAACCAAGGACACUUAGUCAACGAGUGAUGAAGGCCAUUACAAAUUUAAUAAAAUUGCUUGGUAUUGAGAAAAAGAAAGUAUUUUGGAUGAGCAAGCUGCUAGACACGGAGCAAGUGGAUGUGGGCAUGACGAUGAUGGAACACGUUGCGAAGGAAGUCCGAGUCUUACACGAAGAACUGUACCUCGGAGAAAAACACAGGGAGCCUCGUGAAUGGCCGAGGCUUGGCCUACUGCUGGAGAGGACACAAGCUCGAUUAGCCUCGGAUUUUGGUUUUACUAUCAUCUUCCUGCACAAGCUAACCGAGGUACACUUAAAUAGAUGUCCCCAACAUACUAAUCCAGACACUGAGACAACCACUGAAUCCUCAUAUUUACCCACUGAUCAAGUGGAGAUCUGUCGAAAACUAUCCAACUACAUGAUGUACCUUUUGGUUGCCAACCCUUCCAUGCUGCCUCUCUCUACCAGCGCGGUGGCCACGCUGGAGAGCUCUCAGCAACCUCGAGCAAUGGACUUGCUGCUCAUAGAGGAAUCGCUUGAGGAGUUCAGUGUCAUGCUGGACAAGGAGACGCUGGAGGAGAUGAUAGCACUGUGGCUGAGGCUGCUCAUUUUCUCUGCUGGCAAGUCAAGGGUGGAGAUGCAUGCAGCUCAGCUGAGUAGAGGAGGGGAGCUCAUCACCUUCACCUGGCUGCUCAUGGUGCACUACGGGAUAGGGGAUUCCCAGACUAGAAGGGUUCAGAUAACCAAUGAUAAUACUGGGAAUUCCGACGUUAGGGAGGCAAAUGCCAUGAAUGUUCCUGCACCAAAUCGUCGACCAACAAGAGCGUAG